Messenger RNA from Trametes versicolor FP-101664 SS1, 1110 nucleotides. RefSeq names its product alpha/beta-hydrolase. Gene Ontology annotation, molecular function: hydrolase activity. Bases 1 to 759 code for a protein of 252 amino acids. The record is from RefSeq and is a predicted model, not a curated record. The transcript has 4 exons. NCBI's taxonomy places the organism in Eukaryota, Fungi, Basidiomycota, Agaricomycetes, Polyporales, Polyporaceae.
AUGUCUUCAGAAGAUGGACAUGGAAGAUCGACUGCACGCACAACGCGGCGUGAUACGGUCGACCUCCCCUCGGGGACUACACUCGAAUACGUGCUCCUUCAGCCAACGUCGGCGAACGGCCCCAAGAAGCUCGCCGUGUGUCUACACCCAUGGUCAUGGCUAGGAGGCCGGAUGGAUGAUCCCGUUCUCAAGAUAAUGACCGAACCCUUGCUAGAGCAAGGAUAUGACGUACUGCGAUACAACUCCCGUGGCGUCGGAAAGUCCAAGGGCUGGGCGUCCUUGACUGGCGCACAGGAGGUCGAAGACCUCAAGGACCUCGUGAAGUGGGUGCUUUCCAACAGUCCCGAGCUGUCGAAGCUCGUCAUAGUCGGCUACUCACAUGGCUCGCUGAUCGCCUCCAUGCACCCGGUGCUCCCCGACCUGGAUACAUCCCACAUCCUCCUGUCAUACCCCCUCGGCCCGCGUCACUGGCUCACCGCAUUCCACACACACUGGUACACCACCGCGCUCCGGGACCUCGUCCGCGACCCGAAAUCAAACGUACUCGUCAUAUACAGCGACGGCGACAACUUCACCGCAGUGGAGAGCUACGACGCGUGGGCUCAGGGGCUCAAGGACUUGCACGUGGCAGAAGCACAAGACGUCGCAGAGGCCCACGGGAAGCUCGAGGUCGUCGAGAUCGCCGGCGCGUCGCAUUUCUGGAGAGAGCCGCCGGCCGUCCGCCGUCUUCUGGAUGUCGUUCGGACUUGGGUGCAGUGACGCCGUGCCCACUGCCGAGCGGUCUAUAGCAUACUCCGCCCACGUAAUUCUCCACGGUGUUACCAAUGAUCUCAACGGCAAUGACAUUGGUGAUACGGUGCUGCGAAACUAAAUUUGUAGAGCACUACGCUGGACUAUAUGCGCUUUACCGGCCACCCCGACUUGUCGAAGCUCUCGAAGACGUGCGGCCCCGCGUGCAUCCGCGCUCGAGCAGCAUUGCGUUCUCCAAAACGCUCGUAUAUCUCGGUCAUGUGGAGAGUAGGGAGUAAUAGUCUGUUUUGAACACAACUCGGAUUCUUAGCUGCAAUCCCCUGGACGUUGGAAGUUCAACGCUGUAUCCUAGAAUAUAAC